CCUUUGAAACCGCACGAGCCGACGGCGACGAAGACGAGAGCAUCUAACUUACGCCCACGCAAUUUUCGCGGCGUUCUUGUUCAGAGCAACGACGCUUUCGUUGUUAUCGAUUAGAUUUUCUUUGUGAUAAGUUAAAAACUUAAGGCAUACCAGCAAAAGUAUGAAUAACCUGAUCAGCAGUUGGUGGCUUUUGAUACAGUUUCUAAAAUGCCUUACCUGUGAAAUUUUGCUGGAUGCAGAGAACACUCGGGUUUGGGGACCUGGUGUCGAACUAGCUGACAAGUUUACCAUUGGAGCUCGUUAUUUCUUCAUCGAGCCCCGGAGUUCCGACGGCAAUUUGUUAACGGAGACCUUCAAAUAUCGCGUUAUUUUUUCUGGACGAUCAAAAAUUGGUGAAUGUCGUGUUAAAAUUGAACAGAUUGAUAGAUACGAUGGUUCAGCCAUUAUUCGGUACAAAUUAUUGGAAACUUGUUGGAAUGUGGAAAUACAUGUGAUGCAUGGAGAACGACAUUUGGGAAAAUCUCCUUUCAUUUUCAAGGAUAAAUUGUACAUCGAAAACUGUUACUGCCCAAAACACUCACUGGAAGAGUGGUUAGCUCAGGUCGAAUGCCCAUUGGAGGACCCUCAAAUAGAGAAUGACAUGAUUCCAUUCCGGGCUGUUAAUUUUUCCAGUUUGCGACCAAGGAUAAUAAGACAAUAUGACAAACCAGGAAGCGUUUCCCUGUGCAACUACGUGGUAAAAGAUAAUUCCAUCUAUCGUACCUGUUAUGGUCAGUAUACCGGAUUUAAAAUGUACAUGGAUGCCAUACUGAUGUCCCUGACACGCAAGCUUCGUUUACCGGAUAUGGAAUUGUUUGUGAAUCUCGGUGACUGGCCUUUGGUAACAAAAGGUGGUCAUCGGCGUACAACAGGGCCCUACCCAAUAUUCUCCUGGUGUGGUAGCGAAGAUUCCUUCGACAUAGUUAUGCCAACGUACGAUAUAGUAGAAUCUUCCCUUGAGGCAAUGAGUCGGGUCACUUUGGAUAUGAUUUCUGUCCAGCGACGUGGAAUUCCGUGGGAAAAUAAAACGCCUAAAGCUUUCUGGCGUGGAAGAGAUUCUAGACGCGAACGCUUGGAGCUCGUCGGAAUCUCCCAACGUCAUCCGGAUCUAGUCAACGCAUCAUUAACAAACUUUUUCUUUUUCCGAGACGAAGAGAAAAUCUAUGGCCCCAAAGUAGCUUAUAUAUCGUUUUUUGAGUUUUUCAACUUCAAGUAUCAGAUCAACAUUGACGGAACUGUUGCAGCCUAUCGAUUACCGUAUCUCCUCGGAGGAUCGUCGGUCGUUUUCAAAACUGAAUCGAAAUACUACGAACAUUUCUACAACAAACUUCAUAGAGGAACACAUUUCAUUGGCGUGAAGGCUGAUUUGUCAGAUUUAAUAUCUAAAAUUGGUUAUGCCAUUCAGAACGACUAUGAAAUGUUGCAAAUUCGUGAUAGUGCCAAACAAUUUGUUCAAGACCAUUUAUUGCCCAAGUCUAUUCUUUGUUAUUAUGGAUUACUUUUUAAGCAAUAUUCUCAAAACAUUGUAAGUUCCGUACAAGUGAUCCCUGGAAUGAACAAAGUGGAACAACCUGUAGCCAGUUUGAACUGUGAUUGUGAUAUAGAAGUUACCAAUGCUGAGCACGACGAGCUUUAAAACAAACAAAUCUAGCGCGCCCUAUCUAAUCUCAAUGGUAUGAAAAUCCCAAAAAUAUGGACCAGUUUUACCUCGCUUUCGAAGAAUCUAUGAAAGUUAAUAACUUAGGAAAUAUAGUUAUUAGGCUGAUUUUAUUUUUGUUAUUUCAACCUAGCCCUACUUAAUCUUCGCCUCUGCCCCAACAUACUUAAUUUCAUCGAAUGCCUUUCGAGCUCUCUUUAGCUCUUCAUUCAUCGUUAACAAAUCCUUAACACGGGAAUACUUACGGGCGUCCUUACGAACCAGAAAAAUGAUAUCUUCGACUUGAACACGACCUGUGCGACCA
Messenger RNA from Uranotaenia lowii, 2000 nucleotides. RefSeq names its product protein O-glucosyltransferase 2-like. NCBI's taxonomy places the organism in Eukaryota, Metazoa, Arthropoda, Insecta, Diptera, Culicidae. Gene Ontology annotation, cellular component: endomembrane system. Bases 161 to 1675 code for a protein of 504 amino acids. Gene Ontology annotation, molecular function: glucosyltransferase activity. The record is from RefSeq and is a predicted model, not a curated record. The transcript is spliced from 3 exons.